Molecule: messenger RNA, 2597 nt
Organism: Astyanax mexicanus (Mexican tetra)
Lineage: Eukaryota; Metazoa; Chordata; Actinopteri; Characiformes; Acestrorhamphidae
Product: 4-galactosyl-N-acetylglucosaminide 3-alpha-L-fucosyltransferase 9-like
Exons: 2
Coding region: 274-1386 (370 amino acids)
Cellular component (GO): membrane
Molecular function (GO): alpha-(1->3)-fucosyltransferase activity
Source: RefSeq, a predicted model, not a curated record
CGUCUUUAGAAAGAUCAACACAGGCCUCCUUCCUGCUGUUUUGGCCAAUAGCAAGUUAGUAAAGCCGUGUUAAAGAUAUUUACCCUGCAGAUUUGUUCAUUUGCUGAAGGCCACACCUCUUCACAGGGGAAACUGUGCUGUAAUUCUUCUUGAAGAUAAGAACGGGAAGGGUGAGUGUACAGUCUAUGUUGGGCCUUCCUGUGAGUUCAUUUCACACAUCCUGGAGCGAGCAACGUUAAGAUCAGAUCUGUGAGGAGGACAGCGUGAAAUACGAUGCCACCCAGUCUUCUGAAUGGAACCGUACGAUACAGUGUGGUCAGUGCAGGUAUCAUCAGUGUGACCUUCGUUCUUUACCUCUUCUGUUUUCCGAACUCUCAGCCUUUAUGUCCGCCUCAGUACGCCCAGACUGUUCCGUUACCAGAGAAAAGCUCUCUGAGCGAAGCUCCCAAAAGCGAAAAGACGCCUCCCAAGCCCAUCGUUUUACUGUGGUUCUGGCCUGAGAACUUCAGGUUCAGCUUUAGUGACUGCAAGACCCUGAUGGACAUCGACGGCUGCUCGCUGACGGACGACAGGUCUUUGUACAGCGAGGCUGACGCUGUUCUGAUCUUCCACAAGUCUAUAAAACACGACUCGUCCAACCUCCCCCCGUCUCCUCGUCCUCCCGCCCAGCGCUGGAUCUGGUUCCAUGUGGAAUCCCCAACGAACACAAUCAAGAUCCCGGGUCUGGAGAACCUCUUCAAUCUCACGCUGAGCUACAGGCUGGAUUCGGAUAUUCUGGUGCGAUACCAGCUGUUCGUCAGAGAAACCCCUGAGGAACACUUCGAGAUGCCCAGAAAGGACAAGCUGGUUUGUUGGAUUGUGAGCAACAACAAUCCGUACACUGGAACCGGAUUGAGAACCAAGUAUUUCAACGAGCUUCGAAAAUACAUAAAAAUAACUUUAUUUGGGAAGGCCUAUGGGUCCUUCUUAAAAUACGAGGACUACUAUCCCACCAUAUCCAGCUGCAAAUUCUACCUAGCCUUCGAGAACUCCAUUCACAGAGACUACAUCACCGAAAAGUUCAACGCCCCGCUCGCCGCCGGAACUGUUCCCGUAGUUUUAGGACCUCCCAGACAAAACUACGAAAACUUUGCUCCGAGCAACGCUUUCAUUCAUGUGGAUGAUUUUCCAACUCCGAAGGAACUGGCUGAAUAUCUGCUUCGGUUAGACAAAGACGAUAAUCUUUAUCGCAGUUAUUUUCAGUGGAGGAGACAUCUAGAGGCAAAACCUCACUUUGUGCUACAAAACCAGGAGUUUAUAAAGCCCAUCUGUACGGCCUGUGAUUAUAUAGGAAAACACAAUGAGUACAGAGCUCCAACCAACAUCUACAAGUGGUAUUUCUCAUGAUGCAUAAAACCAUAAAUAAAUAAAACAUAAAAACACUUAAAGCCAGAGAUACACAACAUGAUUUUUCCUCAAAAGAGUCUACACUCAACCCCGUCACAUUUAACCCAGUCUCGUUCAAUCCUGUCGCGUGCAACCCCGUUAAACUCAAUCCUGUUACGCUUAACCCUGCAACACGUAACCGCGUCACACUCAAUUAAGUCGCAAUCAACCUCAUAAAAUUAAAAUCUGUCACACUCAACCGUGUCACAGUCAACUCUGUCACAAUCAACCCCAUCAUAGCCAGUCCUGUCAUAGUUUAUCCCAUCACAUUUAACCCUGUCACACUCAACCCCGUCACAUUCAAUUCUGUGACACUCAACUCCGUCACACUUAACGCUCAAUCCUGUUACACUUAACCCUGCCACACGUAACAUUAUCACACUCGACCCCAUCACACUUAACCCCGUCACAUUAAACCCUGUCACAUUCAACUCCGUCACAUUCAAACCUGUUAUACUCAUCCCCGUUAUACUCAACCCCAUCACAUGCAACCUUGUCACACUCAACCUUGUAACACUCAAUCCUGUCACACUCAACCCUGUCACACUUAACCCCGUCCAACUCAACCCCAUCACACUCAACCCUAUUACAUUCAACCCCGUCACACGCAACCCUGUCACAUUUAACCUCGACACACUUAACCCCAUCACAUUCAACUCCGUCACACGCAACCCUGUCACACUCAACCACUCAACAUCAACACACUAAACCCUGUUGCCAUCAACUUUGUGACACUCAAUCUUGUCACACUCAACUCCGACACACUUCACCCCGUCACAGUCAUUUGACCGAUCACGCUCAAGCCCAUCAUACUCAAUCCUGUCACAUGAAACCCGUCACACUGUAGCAGCAGUUAUAAUCUUGUAGAUAAGGCGAGGCUAAAGGUUGGAGUCUGUUCUGUACUCAAGGAAUAUCAUGCUCCUCACAUCAGUAUUUUUAUGGCAUUGACUUGAAAUCUGAAACUGUUAAAACUCUUAUUUUGUUUUGAGUUUUUUAGUUUUAAAAUGUAAACUGGUACUUGUGUUUUGCAUUACUGUAUGCUGUAAAAAUUCUCUAACUUAAAUUCUAAGGUUUAUCAAUUAUUUUUAUGUUUAAGAAAGGUUUACUUUUUAUAUAAAAUAAAAAAAACAUAACAAUAAACAACAAUAAAAUUUAGGAUGAGUCAGCAAGUG